Molecule: messenger RNA, 4352 nt
Organism: Tachysurus vachellii
Lineage: Eukaryota; Metazoa; Chordata; Actinopteri; Siluriformes; Bagridae
Gene: e2f2
Product: E2F transcription factor 2
Exons: 7
Coding region: 498-1823 (441 amino acids)
Biological process (GO): regulation of transcription by RNA polymerase II
Cellular component (GO): RNA polymerase II transcription regulator complex
Molecular function (GO): DNA-binding transcription factor activity, RNA polymerase II-specific; protein dimerization activity; RNA polymerase II cis-regulatory region sequence-specific DNA binding
Source: RefSeq, a predicted model, not a curated record
CAGUGUCGCCGCUGCUGGAGUCCGGAGCGCAGCUCUACUGAAUUCACAUCCGGGGAAAACAAAACAAAAAACAAACAAAAAAGAAGAUAUUUAAAGAUUUAUUUGUGUUUUAGUGAAAAUCAACCGAAUUUGUGCAUCAAACGGACUGAACAGUUUGAAUGAAAGGAUCAUUUUGAACCUCAGAUAAUAAGCUGAAAUCCUGCUGCUACUGGAACAAAGGACACCGCACUCAAAGCCUUUUACUAUAAAUAGGCAAAUAAUUUACUAAAAAAAAUACUGAUUGUAGAUUUAUACAUUCCUAGAGUUCUGAAUUUGAUCUGCUCUUUAAUAUAAAAAAACAAACACUUUGAACCAAAAGAGAAUUAUCAUCAUAACUGCUGAAUCAUUGACUCGUACAGAAGCAACUCGGAAACGCAAAACAAAGCAAAGCAACCACACACUUUAAUUUCCGAUUGCUGCUUUUUUGCUGUAGCUUUAGUCGGUGCUCGGUGUGCACGAUGAUCCGGACCCCUAGACGUGUGUCUCCGGCCUCAGCUCGGGCUCCGGUUGCUCUGUCCUGCCCGCAGAAGAAGCUCCUCUCCGGAGUCAGGGCAGAUUUGCUGAGCUCGGGACUCGCGAGUCCGCCCAUGAGCUCGGUGCCGCUCGGGUACUUCACACAGCUCGGAAACACACCGGCGACCGAGCGGAGAACCGCAGACUGUCUGUACGCCACUCCGCACGGAGCACGAGCUCAGAAUGGCCGCCAGCCCGCUACCCGACUCCCGGCAAAGAGGCGACUGGAUUUGGAGGAUCCGCUCUAUCUCCCGGAUUUCCGCACACCCAAAGGAAAGGGGAACACGCCUUCGGCAAGACUCUCCAGCCCUAGGACACCCAAAUCUCCGGGCGAGCGAACACGCUACGACACGUCCCUCGGGCUGCUCACCAAAAAGUUUGUGGGGCUGCUGAGCGAGUCGGCAGACGGCGUUCUGGACCUGAACUGGGCAACUGAAGUACUUGAGGUGCAGAAGAGGAGGAUCUACGACAUCACUAACGUGCUGGAGGGAGUUCAGCUCAUUCGCAAGAAAUCCAAAAACCACAUUCAGUGGCUGGUUACCGGAGUGUUUGAGGGUUCGGCGAGUGCUUCGGAGCGGACCAAUGCUCUGCAGAGAGAACUGGCCGAGUUGGACAGGAAGGAGAACGCUCUGGAUGACCUCAUUCAGUCCAGCACGAAUCAGCUCAGAGAGCUCACUGAAAACAAAGACAACCAACAGUAUGGAUAUGUGACAUAUCAGGAUAUCCGGUCCAUAUCAAGCCUGCAGAAACAGACGGUGAUUGCAGUCAAAGCUCCUUCUGAGACCAAGCUGGAGGUGCCGGAGGUAUCUGAGGAGGGGUCUAUGCAGAUGUACCUGAAGAGUAAAAAUGGUGCUAUCGAGGUAUAUCUGUGUCCAGAAGAGGUGCUAGAGGAUGAAAGCCCAGUAAAAGGUGGUUCUGCCAGGAAAGACCACUCAUACGGUAUCCCACAAACGACUCACUUCAGCACGCUGUCUCGUCCAAACACACCUAAACAGCAGCACAGCCAAGAAGCUACACCAUCUAAAUCCCAGGGCCUCAGUAACAGUAUCACAUCCACCCUGAUAGAUGUAGAGGGCAUUCUGGGGCUUCCUCCCAGCCUGUUACAGAUCACUGAAGAUCAGCUCCCGGGCACAGCCUUGACCUCUGACCCCUCGUUCGUCAGUUUCUCUCCCCCUCUCGACCAUGAGGACUACCUCUGGGGGCUGGAGAACGGAGAGGGGGUUUCUGACUUUUUUGAUAACUACGAUCUGGGAGAUCUACUCCAGAGCUGAGGACAUAUUCUUUAAGGUGUGAAAAUGGUACAGUCCUCGUGUGUGAAUCGGCACGUAACUCUAUGUAUAAUGGUUUAGUCCGAGUUUAGUUGUUUGUUUUUUUUUUGUUUUGUUUUGUUUGUUUUUUAUUUAAAGAAAAUGUGAAGAACCAAGGAAAAGAAGUGAGUCACGAUCCAUUUUCCAUUUAUGAGCUAUGUUUUUAUUUGUAUGUGAAAAUAUCUAUCUAAAACAAAUUGUAGAAAUUACUCCAUGCUCGUUCUGAUACUCAAACACAUUAGAGGACAUUCACGGCCCUGUCUGUUACGUUAGAAUAACGCAGGACGUCUCAGAUGACAUUAAGGAUAUUUAAAUGAAAUUACCCCUUCUUCCCCAACACUCCCUCUUUACAUUUUCUUUUUUUUAGGCUCUAAAACACCUAAUUUAACCUCACAAAAUGCCUGGAAAUGCACAAAUUCACUGUGUUAGAGCAGAAAAAGACUAUAAUUUGUUGUGAUGGUUCAAUUACACUAGAAAACCAUCACUUAUUUGCUAUAGCCAUAGUUAAUUAGCUAGCUAGUUAAUUACUUCAUUGUAAUAGAUAUUUUCUGAUAAAGAAAAUAUAUUUUUGUACCUUGUAAUGUAAUGUAGCCAAAAAGACACUGUAGGAAAUUUAGCUUGGUCCAUUUUUUACAGUGUUUCCUGUAGAUGAUUUCAACAUGCAUUUGUUUGCUUUUUUUUUAAUGUUUUUUUUUUUUCAUUGAUUCAAUUUGAAACUGAAACUCAGGAAUUGCUGUCUUACCAUGUCCAAAGCGAAGCCUUUGUACGAUCGUUUAUUUCAUUUUUGUUGUAUUAUGAUCAUUUUGCCACUCGAGGGCAGCAGUGAGCCAGGAUUGCUCUGUCUCGAUCAUUCCUGUACUUCAGAUUGGUGCUUAUUAUGUUUUAUCUGGGAAAAUGGGUUUUUAUAAUACAUUUCCCCAUCACUGGGGUGGUGCUUUUAUCUUCUGCACCUUUAAUACGUGCUUUUUCACCUGGAAAGUUUGGAUAUAGUGGCUUAAAACAUGAAUUAGUUGGAUAUUUUGGCCAGUACUUACUGUACACAAUAACACUUUAACUAGACACUGUAUGCUGCUUGCUAGGUGAAAGAUAUGUACUAAAGGUUGUUUCUAAAUUCCAUUGAAUUCCAUGAACUCGCAUAAUUCUGCCUGUGAAGUCCAGAACUAGCCUAAACCCAGAGCUUACGCCAUCCACAAUAAUCCAAGGCUAGCUCUCCAAACGCUGUUCUUGCUACCUCUCAGGUUCGACCUAGGAACAAGGUGGCAUGAGUACCUCACCACUUAAACACAAAGGAUACACAACCUUUCGGCAGCUAAGAGUUUAUCGAUGUGAUCCUUUUGUUUUUUUUUUUUGUUUUUUCUUUCUAUCCUUUUCUUUCUGAUUGUUUUUUAAUUUUUAUUUCUUCCACCCAAACGCACAUCGAUCCGAAAAUCCGUAUUAAACGAGAAAUCGUAUAGUUUGUUUUUUUGAAUGGCUCUCGAGGGGAAAAUAAUAGCAACAAAUUUACUACUUGUUACAAAUGUAGUAGGUAUUUUCAGACCAAAAUCAUCACACAUAUUUCAAGUGACAUUGUUGGGGGAUUGUGCAUAAUUAAAUAACAGAAAUUGAACUUUUUAAAUCGCUUUAUGGUUUAAAAAAAUGUAUAAUCAAUAUUUGUGUUUUAGUUUAUGACGUGAUGACUGGUUUUAGACAUGCACUUAAACUGAAUUUGGCACGUGAUUUAAAUCAGUUCCUCAGAACCUCAGUGCAAAAAUGACUCGUUCUGUCGGAUAUUUUCUCUGAAUUAUUCCUUUAAUAAGAAUUCGUUUGGAAUUUAACGAGCUAGCUCUUUACGAUAAACAGAACAAAGACGAUGCUGUGUCUUGUUUGUGUAACGCUGAAUUCUUGCCCCACCUGUCCUAAAGGCAGAACCAGGACUAGUCUGGUGGGUGAGGAUGAGCCAAGUAAUGGCUCAUUUUUAAACAUUUUGUGAUUCAGCCUCGUCUCUUGCUGUGUGUUUAACACUUUAUUAAAAAAAAAAAAAAAAAAAGAGAUUGGCUGAAACAAUGUGACUCAUUUAGGUCUGAAAUUGUUCAGCAAAAAUAUAAAGACUGAUAUGAGUGAUCUUAAGCUUUAUUUAAAAAUUCAUCCUAAGACUACAGGUUUUAUCUGUUCAAGUGAUUCGUAUUUCAAUCGUUUAUGUUAUAAAAUUCAUUUUUCCAUUCUCCAUGUAUAAACCGAACCUAAGAUUUAUUUGCCUUUGUGUGAAUGUUUAGAUGAUUUUCUUUCCCAGGGUAUCUCGUUUACUCGUCCCACAUGUGGGACUAAUGUCCUGUCCUAACAAACUUGAAAACUGUGUGCUUUUGAGCAUGUGUGUGUGUGUGUGUGUUUUUAUAUAAUGAGGUAUUAGGUAGCGAGUUUUAUUUUGAAGGGAAAUUGUUUAGUUGAAUUUUCUAGCGUUCUUUGUAAAAUGCUGUGAUUUGAAGAGAAUGAUUUUUUUGUAUUUAUAUUGUAUAA